ACUAGUUGAGAAGUGAUUCUCAGGAAAAUGCAUGUGCGGUGAACGAAUCUGUACCAUUUCGAGGAGAUUCGCAUGCUGUAUAUAAAAGAAUGGUUGUUCCGGUUCUUCAUCAGUUCAGUAACUGCGCUCGGAGCGAUAGGAUGUGGAGUUGAUGUGAGCUGUGGGCUUUGAAGUAUGUUGGCGAGUGUCUUGGUGCCGGUGUAAUGUGUUUGAGAUUAUAAGGUGAACAAAUAUAGAAUAAGUGUGGAUUGAUAGAACGAAAUUGAAAAGCCCGUGAGUUGAAAAGUAACAAUAAGUAUCUGUGAUGGCAGACGUCCCAGAAAUAGAAAUUCCCAUGCCUUGGGGACAUGUUACCGGAAAAUGGUGGGGCCCAAGAGAUAAACAACCGGUAUUAGCCCUUCAUGGAUGGCAAGAUAAUGCUGGAACUUUCGACAAAUUGGCUCCUCUACUAACUCCGCAUAUGGCUCUUCUUUGUAUUGACAUGCCUGGUCACGGCCGCUCUUCGCAUUAUCCCAAAGGCCAGUACUACUAUUUGUUUUGGGAUGGAUUGUUACUUGUUCGACGAAUUGUAAAACAUUUCAAUUGGAAGAGUGUGUCUAUCAUAGGACAUUCAUUAGGAGGAGCCAUAGGAUUCUUGUAUGCAGCGUCCUUCCCAGAAGAAAUUGAUAAACUGGUUCAAUUAGAUAUAGCUAGCCCAACAGUUCGAGACAUCUCUAGAGUAGUUAAUGACACCGGUACAAUGAUUGACAGGUUUCUAAAAUAUGAAAAUUUAUCUGUGGAGAACAUGCCAUGUUAUAAUUAUGAUGAAAUGAUUGGUAUUGUGGUAGAUGCAUACAAGAGCUCUUUGACUAAAGACUCAUCAGAAGUUAUGAUGAAACGAGGAAUGGUCCCAGCUGCUUCAGCUACCACUAAUGGAAAAGGUGAUACUUAUAAUUUUUGUAGGGAUGUGCGGUUAAAGGUUGCUGGAAUGGGAAUGCUUUCUUUGGAUAUGGUGCUAGAAUAUGCAACAAAAAUUAAAUGUGAAGUGUUAAAUUUGAAGGCUAAUCCUGGAUUGCGUUUCGAUAAUCCACAAUAUUAUGGACUGGUGCUUGACAAAGUUAGGGAGAAUGCAAAAAGAGUUGUGUACCAUGAAGUGGAAGGUACACAUCACCUUCAUUUGAAUAAUCCAGAGAGAAUAUCUUCCUACAUAAUUAGCUUUUUUAAUUCAACAAAUUUACCUAAUGCAGGAGGUGAUGCUGCAGCUUGAUGCUAAUGUUGACUGUUAGUUGAAUUCUUAAGCUUAAAUCAGUUUUAUUUGUAUGUGACAAUACUGUAUUUAAGUUGUACUUACAGAUAGACUUUGCAUGUCACAUCAGAUUGGAUUUUGUCUAUGAACAGUGAACAAGGCACACUGAUCUAGAGAGUAGUUAUUUAUUAUACAUUUUUGUGUCUAAUUGUGAUGAUACACAAUAUGAUUAGGAAUGAUUGGAAAAUCUUGUCACAAGUCUUUUACUUUUUUCCUUACUUUAAAUGUAAUACGAAUCUACUUGAAGACAAAUUGUUUCCAUUCACUUUGUGUGUUACCCUUGGGCAGAAAUAUACAGAUAUAACAGGAUUAUACAGUUUUGAAAUUCUGAUUUUCAGAUCAUUUCUAUUCCAGUGUUCAAUGAUGCAUUCUUAAUAUUUGUUAUAUGAAGUGAAAUUAAAUUGCAUCACAAGACAUGGAAUAAAUUUCAUUGAAGAGACAUUCUCAAGAUUGUUAUGAAUUUUAAUCUACGAGAACAAACAUAUUUAUAAUUUCUAUUUAUUGUUUAACGCUUAACUGUCAAAAUUAUUAUUAUUGAAAAUAGUGCUGGCACUAUUAAUUUAUUGGUAAUGCUACUGUAAUUCUUUAAAGGUAAUUAUUUUUUUAAGGUAAGAUUUACAUUUGUGAAAGCAGUAUUUCCCGUCAGAGGCUUUCCUCUGUUUGUUGUUCCAAGUAGUUCAGCUUCAAGAUGUAUCUUCAAGUUUUUCUUGAAUUGUGCUCUAAUACAAUGUGUGAUGCAAUCUUCCUUACAUUCAAGUUACCAAAUUCUUCCACACAUCUUGUGGUUUGACUUAUUUUUAUAUGAAGCCAUGAAUGAUGAUUGUGCCUAGGCAGGAAGCUGAACUACUGUAUUAAACCUUGCUUCCAGGAAGGUUAUGCGAUGUGUAUUGUAAGUGGUGGGUGUGAAUCUUGAUAUGCUGGUAGUCCUACUUAAAUAUUACCAUUGAGAUGGUACUUGUGAUUUUGUGUGUUGUGUUUAUGAUAUUUAUGUUGUUGAAAUGUAAUUUAUUUUUUGACAACGGUAUUUUCAAUAAAUAGUGGAGAUUCAUUGCUGUAUAUUGUAUUCAAUGAGCCUCUCCCAAUCACCAGUGCUUUGAUUCUUCUGCAUCGGUUAGAGGGCAGAGUUGUCAGUUGGGUCAUAAAGAUUGUUGUAUUUAUAUCAUUUUACUUUCAAAAAAUUUUUGAAACUAAAGUUCAGUUGUAUAC
Messenger RNA from Gryllus bimaculatus (two-spotted cricket), 2491 nucleotides. The record is from the annotation of a GenBank genome assembly. Lineage: Eukaryota; Metazoa; Arthropoda; Insecta; Orthoptera; Gryllidae.